Symbiodinium necroappetens is the source of this 2097-nucleotide messenger RNA. Lineage: Eukaryota; Dinophyceae; Suessiales; Symbiodiniaceae. The record is from the annotation of a GenBank genome assembly.
AUGCGAGACUGCCGGGAUGGCAGGUUGUUGAUGAGGUUCAGGGCUUCCCGGGCAUCUGACCUGCAGGUGUGCUCUGGGAUCCUUGGAGUCGCGCGCCUGGGCUUCAUGGACUCUGAUUCCUUGGCCAGUGCAACCCGGGACCUCAUCAAGGACUUCUGCACAAUUGGGAAGCAUGCUCCACGUUCGGCGACUCGCGUGUCCAAAGGGCGCUUCGACGAGGCUUUGUACAAUCAGAUUCGCUCGAAGGUUCAGAUUUUAGUCACGGAUGCGGCCGCAUCAGAGAUCCUGGCAUCCAAGAUUCUGAGAGGUACACGGGAAGGGGCAAACAGGGACCCUGAGCCCCUGCUGCCCAAUGUGCGGCUCAUUGGACGCGACGCUGCCCAUGCUGCAACUCGAUUGCUGAAGCGGCCUUGGAGUGUCAUUCCCUGCGUCCGUGAUGUGGUUGUUAGCACAAUUACCUCUCAGGACUCUGUAGCUCAAAGGAUAUUCCACUCGAACAUCUUUUCGGACAUGCUUCAGAAGGAGAUCCAGAAGGAUGCCCAUUUGCCUCAAGUGGCUUCCCUCUCUGCCGCCAAGCACAGGUUCGCUUCAUUUAGUAAACCUCUUGGAAGAAUUGUGCUUCAUAUUCAAGCGUUGUUCCGUGUUGUACAUUCCAUCAUGUUUCUGCGGGAUGCUGGAUGGUGCAAGAGUUGGUUGAACUCCAUGAAUGGGGAGAAACUUCUCUUGCUGGCCUUAGCAGCCGACGCAGCAGAUUCCCUGCUGGAGUUUGUGAGGGCUCUGGACAGCGAGACCUUCGACCCUGCCGGCUUGAAUAUGCAGGUGCAAGAUUUUCUGUCGAACAUCCACGUGCUUUUUGGAGCCCCUGCUCAAGCAUUCGAGGUCAGCGGGUAUGCCAAGCACUGCUGGCUGAGCCUGCGCGAUAACCCCGUCUUUGUGAUGCAGGAAGGACGGCAAAAACGCAUUGAGGUUACUGAUGCAUGUCGCCAGGCGGCACUGCAAGCCAUGCGGCCCUGGGUGCGGCACGUCUUUGAUGCUUGCAAGGCUGAGUUCCCAGACUAUGACAUUUUUGCAAGCAUGGAGGUUUUGAAUGUCGCAAUUCAAGACGAAGAACACAUUGCAAGAAUUUCGCACGAGCAGUCAUCAAGCUGCAUUGCUUCUUUGUGCAAAAUCUUGCAGGUUUGUCCGCACACGGCUGCAGCAGAGCUGCACACCCUGUUUCCUGUCGCCCGUGGGCUGCAGCGAAGGCAUCAUUGUGGGAGCCGAGCUGCCUGGGCACUUGCAUUGAAGAGAACUCAGCACAGGCCUGAGACUAGAGCUCGAUAUCCUGUCGUUGCGCUGAGCAAGCUACUGCUGGCUCACGCUUGCUGGACCUGCUCCACGUCGGCCGUGGAGCAGAACUUCAGCAAGGCGGAGAGAUGCUCCGGCAGCAAGCGGUUUGGGCCCAAGGCUGCCAGUGCCGAGGCGCGGUCUUUGAUUGUUUUGGCUUUCAAGGCGGACGGGAGCGGCACAGAAGAGGAUCUGGUUCAUCUGGCCACCCGACUUUUCUCUUAUUGCAAGAAGUCUGAUCGCUGCAAGAAUAAAACGUCAAGGCUUGACAAGGGUCUUCGCAGGCAUCGCGGAGGCAAAACUGAGCAGGCGUUCAUACGACAGCGUCGUGAUGCCGUCCGUGCGGUUGCCCGGCCUUUCCGCAGAUGCUUAUCAGAGCACCUGCCGGGCAUCAAUGCUGAGCCUGUGUCAGAGCAAGGUCAGCAAGAGCUCGAUUUUCAGGCGAAGGCAGCACGACAGCGGAAAGUGGAAGCCUAUCGCGAUGGCUAUCUCAGUGAUGACGGCAGCGGCCUUGCAGACGCGGCGAACAAGACCGCCAAGAGUGAAAUCGUUCUUGAUCGGCAACGAGCUUGCAAGCGAGCGCGGAUCCAGUCUGAUUUGUCUGCCAUGCAAUGCAAGGUUCAAUGGAGCUGGGCCCGCCUUCGACAUGACAAGAUCUGGUUGGGUCCAGGUGUGACAAUCCCAAACAACCUUCCGCGGCUGCAGCUGACAGAGGAGAAGAUUGUUAAUCAUGUUGGAUCAUACAUCGCUUUUAGUUUUGUUAGUCAGUGA